AUGCCUGUCGGUGCUUUCGCCGGCAUGGGCUCACUGUCGACACUCGGCACCCCUUUCGCUCAUUUUCUUCCCAAGUUUCUGAACAAUAAUCCCCUGCCGAAUGGGUUUCCCUGGGGCACAAGAACCGCGCAAAAGACGAAUCCAUAUCUCGAUCGACCGGAAACAGGAGUCGUUCGCCACUAUGAUUGGACUGUCAGCAAAGCCAAGGCUGCGCCCGAUGGAGUCUCGAUUGACAUGCUCCUCAUCAAUGGACAAUUCCCAGGCCCAAUAAUCGAGGCUAAUUGGGGCGAUUGGAUCGAGGUUACCGUCCAUAAUAAUAUUUCCGAUGAAGGAACUGCUUUUCACUGGCAUGGCAAUCUCCAGCAAGAGACUCAAUGGAUGGACGGCGUACCGGGCGUGACGCAGUGCCCAAUUGCUCCCAGGUCUACUUUCACUUACAAGUUCAAGCCAGACAUUUACGGUUCGUCAUGGUACCACGCCCACUACGAGUCUCAACUUGCCAGUGGUUUGAUUGGUCCCAUGGUAAUCUACGGUCCCCAACACUACGAUUACGACAUUGACGUCGGUCCGGUCAUGGUCCACGAUCAUUACCACACAUAUUAUGAGACCAUCGAGGUGGGGGUCAUGGCUAACCCAGCCAGACCCACGCGUUCCGACAACAAUCUAAUCAACGGCAAGAACUCCUUCAACGGCAAUAACGCACCUCUGGCGUCCUUCAACUUCACCACCAACAAGAAGAUUCGUCUGCGCCUCAUCAACCCGUCCGUAGUAGCUGUGGAAAAGGUGUCAAUCGAUGGACACCAAAUGACUGUCAUCGCCAAUGAUUUUGUCCCCGUGCAGCCAUAUCAGACCGACGUCGUGACGCUCGCGCCGGGUCAACGCACUGACGUCGUCAUUCAGGGGCUUAAAGACCCCAAGGGCACGUACUGGCUGCGUGCUUACAAGAGCCCUAACUGUUCACCCAGCCAACCCAAUUCGCUUGAGGCCAAAGCAGCCAUCUUUUACGAGAAAGCUGACCGUACGCAGCAGCCAAAUAGCCAAGCAGGUGUAAAUGCGUACAACAAGUACUGUGGCAACGACGAGCUGACGAAGACGGUACCACUGUUCCCCAUUGCCCCAGGGCAGCCAGGUUAUACGGAAGUCGUUCCUAUUGUAUUCCGGUCUAACGGCACUGCGGACCUGUGGUACUUGCAGAACCGCACCGCCCGGGUGGACUACAAUGAGCCCGAACUGCUAGAUGCCAAGAAGGGAGAUUUGAACUUCGACUAUAUCCAAAACGUGCAUAACUACGGCACUAACUCGUCGAUCCGUUUUAUAAUCGAAAACCCAGGCGCUCAACCGCACCCUAUUCAUUUACAUGGCCAUAACAUAUGGAUUCUCCAACAGGGUGCUUGCGAUGCCAGCAAGUUUGAUCCUGAUUAUCUCGCGGGCGAUGUCUCGGCACGUGGGCUGCCGACUGGUGCCGAUGGGCCAGGAGCGCCGAGGAAUACCGUUCGAAGCUCUGACGACAAGGAGUUGGAGAGUCGCGAGCCGACCCUGGGUUUAUUGGACAAACUUAAAGACUUGUUGACAGGCAAGAAAGGCGGAAAAGAUACUCCGACUGUGGAGAAGGGACAUUGCUGGGAUGGCUCGAUUGUCAAUUCGCAGAAUCCCCAGCGGCGUGAUGUGCAUAUGUUAUUGCCGAAUUCCUAUGUUGUCCUUCAGUGGAAUCAGGAUAACCCGGGUCACAUUGCCUGGCACUUGUCCGGUGGCUUCCUAUGGAUGGUCCUAGAGAACCCGGAGGCCAUCAAGAAACUGCCUAUUCCGGAUGUAAUGGAAGAUCAGUGUCAAGUGUGGAUGGAGUGGACAAAUAAUCACGUGGUCGACCAAAUCGGCGACGGCAUUUAG
Pseudomassariella vexata is the source of this 1887-nucleotide messenger RNA. Its product is annotated as Cupredoxin. The record is from RefSeq and is a predicted model, not a curated record. The transcript has 5 exons. Bases 1 to 1887 code for a protein of 628 amino acids. Gene Ontology annotation, molecular function: oxidoreductase activity; copper ion binding. NCBI's taxonomy places the organism in Eukaryota, Fungi, Ascomycota, Sordariomycetes, Amphisphaeriales, Pseudomassariaceae.